This is a messenger RNA of Podarcis raffonei (Aeolian wall lizard), 4467 nucleotides long. It is a transcript of the gene MLLT6, whose product is annotated as MLLT6, PHD finger containing. Gene Ontology annotation, biological process: regulation of transcription by RNA polymerase II. The record is from RefSeq and is a predicted model, not a curated record. The transcript is spliced from 19 exons. The coding region runs from base 169 to 3354 and encodes 1061 amino acids. Gene Ontology annotation, cellular component: nucleus. Lineage: Eukaryota; Metazoa; Chordata; Lepidosauria; Squamata; Lacertidae. Gene Ontology annotation, molecular function: histone binding; nucleosome binding.
GUGGGGGGGGGAGAGGAGAGAGAUAAACAAACCCGGAGAUUAUAAAAGAAGGAAGAACAGGACGAGGAGUGACUGCGUGUUUGGAAACAACAACAUCACCAUCACCCCCAACGACAACAAACAGGAGGGUAGUAGGAGGAAACCAGCUCAGAAGAAACUUAUGGAAGAAUGAAGGAGAUGGUGGGUGGCUGCUGCGUUUGUUCCGAUGAGCGGGGCUGGGCUGAAAACCCCCUGGUGUACUGUGAUGGGCAUGGCUGUAACGUGGCGGUGCAUCAAGCGUGCUAUGGAAUUGUUCAGGUUCCCACUGGACCGUGGUUUUGUCGAAAAUGUGAAUCCCAAGAAAGAGCCGCCAGGGUGAGGUGUGAGCUGUGUCCCCACAAGGAUGGAGCGUUGAAACGGACUGAUAAUGGAGGCUGGGCCCAUGUCGUCUGCGCUCUGUACAUCCCCGAGGUGCAGUUUGCUAAUGUUCUCACCAUGGAGCCAAUCGUCCUCCAGUAUGUACCCCACGACCGGUUCAGCAAGACUUGCUACAUCUGUGAAGAGCAGGGCAGGGAGAGCAAAGCAGCCUCUGGAGCUUGCAUGACUUGCAACCGUCACGGCUGUCGGCAAGCCUUCCAUGUCACCUGUGCUCAGAUGGCUGGGCUCCUGUGUGAAGAAGAAGUCUUGGAAGUCGACAAUGUGAAAUACUGUGGCUACUGCAAGUACCACUUCAAUAAAAUGAAGACAUCGCGCCAUUCCGGAGGUGGCUCUUUCAUUGCGGGAAGAAGGAGCCGGUCGGUGUCACCUACUCAAGAGAAGCAUGUUUCCCACCACGAGAAACCAAAGAAGAGUCGGAAGGACAAGGAAAGGCCUAAACAGAAGCACAAGAAGCAUUCAGAAUCACCCACAAGUCUCACACUGUCCUCCACUCCCAUUGUCACUGAAAAGCAGACUUCCAUCAACCACCACGAGAGCAGUAAAGAAACCGCAGAGGUCAUUCGGUCGGAAGUGAAAGGCAAGAAGUCCUCAAGCCAUGGCACAAGCCACAAGGCCAAGAAGUCAGGAAGUGGGAAAAGCUCGACGGGUUUUGGCACAUCCUCUUCCAGUGGGACAUUUCCACCUGCAGGUACCUCAUGCAGCUCCUUGCCCUUCUCCCAGGACUUCGUAACCUUCCCAAAGCUGGAGCAGCAGCAGCAGCAGCAGCCAGAGGAAGAGAAAUACCGCAAGCCUGUCUCUUCCUCCUCGUCUUCCGCUCAUUGCUCCCCAUUGUACGAAGGGCAGAAAAGCGACGUCUUUGAGCAAAAGGUGAUCUUCUCGGGUUUCGGCUCCAUCAUGCGCUUCUCCACUUCGGCCGUCAGCCAGCAGAGGGGGCACGACGCUUCCCCCGUGGACUACAAGGUCUCCAACUCUAUUGGGGGCACCUCUGGCGGGAGUGGCGGCAGCAGUGGCGGCAGCCACAAACGGAUGCCGUCCCUCAACGUUGAGGAAGGAGAAGUCCUGAAGGAAAAAAAGCACAAGGCCAGCAAGAAAAGCAAACAUGGGCCAGGGAGGCCCAAAGGAAGCAAGAACAAGGAGGUCCUGGGCGCCCAGCUGGUUGGAUCCACAGCUACAUCGUCUUCGCCCUUCUCUGGGGGGUCCCUGGUCAGCUCCAGCAUCGGAGGGUCCUCUCGGUCUUUCAGCCAUGCAGCCACCCUUCCAAGCCUCAGUAUGGAAUCUCCGCUUCUGGGAUCAGGGAUCUACACAAGCAACAAAGAUCCGAUUUCGCACGGAGGCGGGGUGCUCCGGACAGUGUGUAGCACUCCUCUCUCCUCCAGCCUCCUGGCUCAUCAAGGCACUUCGUCGCUUCCCCAGCUCACCCGCUCUCCCUUCGCUAGCGCCAUCCCAACCGCCUCUUCUUCCUCCGUCUCCACAACCCAGGUGUUCUCACUGGCGGGAUCUACGUUCAGUCUCCCUUCCUCGCAUAUUUUUGGAAGCCCCCUCACUUCUGGGCUGUCGGUCAAUCCUCUCUUGAACCAAUCUGAAAGCAACCGGACAGAAGCAGAUUUGGAAGACUGUAAUUUUGUCUGCCGAGGGUCAUCACCACAAGAAAGUCUUUCUUCCAUGUCCCCCAUCAGCAGCCUCCCCACUCUCUUUGACCAGACAGUAUCAACGAGCAGCGGGCAGCUGGAAAACGUUCCCCAGGCUACACCAAACAUUGAGCAGCUCCUGGAGAAACAGGGCAAUGGAGAAGCCGGUGUUAACAUUGUAGAAAUGCUCAAGGCCCUUCAUUCGCUGCAGAAAGAGAACCAGCGCCUCCAGGAGCAGAUCAUGACUUUGGCAGCUAAGAAGGAGCGCCUGCAGCUUCUCAACGUCCAGCUCUCUGUCCCCUUCCCGGUGGUCACCACCAGCAACGGCCCUGCAGGCCAGGCUCAGUACAUCCUGGCCUCCAAUGCGUGCAACAGCGACUCGUUGAGUAUCAGCAAGAGCCCUCCUUGCAAGAACAGCUUUGGCAUUGAAAACUCGCUCUCUACUUCCUCUGAGGAUCCUCACUCCGGCUGCCCCAGCAGAAGCAGCUCCUCCCUCUCCUUCCACAGCACGCCUCCCCCGCUGCCCUUGCUGCAGCAGAGCCCUGCCUCUCUCCCGAUGACGACUGGGGUGCAACAGCCGCCACCAGUGAAUGGCUUGGCCAGGGCAAUGGGGACAGUCCAUGGGGGAGGCGCCCCUGCCAAUCAUAGCCUGGUGGAUGGUCUACUUGGGAGCCUGGCGGGAGGGCAGCAGGUACCCAUCAACGGCAUCCUGGGAGGUCUGAAUGGAGCAGUGGCCACCCAGGCCCAGAAUCCCCUCUUGGUGCAAAGCAGUGGGCCCCCAAACCUGCAGCUCUCCAGCAGCCAAAGCAGCAUGGCCAGCACAAGCCACCUGACUGAGCAGCAGCAGCAGCUCCUCAGCCAGCAUGAGCUCCAGCUCCAGCAGCUGCAGCAGCUCCUGACUUCGCAGCCACUCAACCCAGAGCAGCAGGCUUUGGUAUUCCAGAUGAUUCAACAGAUUCAGCAGAAGAGGGAGCUGCAGCGGCUCCAGAUGGCCAGCUCCUCCCAGCUGUCCAUGACUGGCCUCGGGCCGGCUACCUCCACAUCCCUCCUCCACUCCAAUGCCCCUGCAGCUUCAGUUGCCAACAGCAACCUCCUGGCCUCCAUUUCCCCUCAGCAGCUUAAUCCAGCCAGUUCCUUGAUGGCUUCCCCAUCACUCAGCACCAGUGGGAACAGCCUGAUGUCAGCUGCAGUAGGGGUAACUAUCCCACCUGUCCUCACCGCACAAACCAACCCUUUCCUCAACCUGCAAGGUGACAAAGCAGCCAGAAAGGAAUGGUGGGUAUCAGGCCAUCGCCUGCCAACAGCUUAGCUGCUGUGAUGUCACGGAAUGUUCACAGGUUUUCCCCCAGCUAGGGGGGAAAGGGUUAGCUGUGGAACGAUCACAAAGCACACGGCUGCUUUGAGGAGAGCAGGAGAUAAUUUUGACUAAGUGGGGAGGAAAUCUACAUAAUCUCGGGACAGGUUGGAUUCUUUCAGAAGGAAAUGAGAGGUGAUAAGGGGUCUGGGUGAAGGGGAGAUGAAGGCUGGAAGUGCUAGUGGGAGAGUCUGUCUGAGACAAGGAUGCCAGCAGCAUGGAGCUGAGCAGGGAAGGUGGUUGAAGGAAGGAGGGUUAGAGUAGGCAAUGAACUAAGACACAGAGACCUCAGGGAGCACUAGAUGGAGAAGAAAGGAGUAAAGAAAUGUGAAUAUUUCAUAGGAAAUUGAAGUGGGCAGGUGAAUGGCCUUCAGGCUUGCAGGGCUAUUAUUGUGGUGGAUGCUGCAAUUUCCUAUAUUUUUCUUUUUCUUUUAUUGCUCUUUGACACGCAACCGGUUUAGACUGUCCUGUGCUUCUUCCUUUAUCUUCAUGUUUAGGGCAUGAACGAAAAGGGAGGUGCCCCAGUUCAGGACAAAGGUUAACUUGGGCGAUACCAGGCUGCUCUCUGCUAUAGGAAAGCAAUCUGUGCCUGAGCCACGGAUCCCGAGACGUAGAGCAACCACAUGCAAGACUUCAGAGGGAGUCUUCCUGCCAUGGGCAGAGCAGUGCCAAGCAAGGUGCGCCAGGAGUCUACGUUCCUCGGUUCUGAGCCCGUCGUACUGAACCCUUCCAAAGGAGGCAGGUUGAGCGAACAACACCCAGCUCCCUUGUCAGCUGUGUCUGCAAUGCCGCACUUAUUUCACAAGAAGUUGCACUCCCAAGGGGAAACGGUGAAGCAGUCUGCUGAUCAGAUACCUGAAGACACCCCCCUCGAGGGUAGGAUCAGCUAAUCGGACUGUGGCCACCUGGUCCUGGAAGGAAUGCUGUCUUUGCAGAGCAGGGCAUUUUCCAAACCAGGGAUAAGGAAUCCAGCAAGGCGCAAGGCAGCGAAAAGGUCCAGCUGCAGCAACAGGGUGGAGCUUUUGAGGUCUCUGAUGCACAAGAGGGUGAGAUUUGGAAGGCGUUACA